Molecule: messenger RNA, 1748 nt
Organism: Hemiscyllium ocellatum (epaulette shark)
Lineage: Eukaryota; Metazoa; Chordata; Chondrichthyes; Orectolobiformes; Hemiscylliidae
Gene: cited4b
Product: Cbp/p300-interacting transactivator, with Glu/Asp-rich carboxy-terminal domain, 4b
Exons: 2
Coding region: 179-832 (217 amino acids)
Biological process (GO): regulation of DNA-templated transcription
Cellular component (GO): nucleus
Source: RefSeq, a predicted model, not a curated record
AGCCACACUUCAGGAGGUCGGUACAAGUGAAUUUUAAGCAAUUAAUGUAAUGUACGGAAUUUCAUAGGCGAUUGUGGUUUCAUCAUUGGGGUUUUUUUCCUCGUUUUUGCAUUCUUGGAAGAGAAAGAGGCUUGUUAAGUGACUCUCUUCCCCCUCCUCUUGCGUCUUCUCUCUCGGUAUGGCGGAACACAUGAUGGUGUCAAUGAAUCCCGGGCGGUUUCCUGAUGCUACCAACGGACUCCAGACUUACCGCAUGGGGAUAAACGGGCUGCAGAACCCGCAACACCCGCAACCUGGAUUAAGGCGAGACCACCCCAGCGCCCCGCUCCUGCACUACGGAGGGGCUAGCAUAGACUCGAACGGGAGUAUGAGAGGUCGCCCUGGGGUGGGAAACCUAGCCGGACAGAUGACCCACCACCCAAUGUCCACCAGCGUGAUGUACAGCAGCCAGCAGCAGCAGCAGCAACAACAGUUUCUGGGGACUCUAAGCCCUCAACAGCUCAUGGCUACAAUGCACUUACAAAAACUGAACAACCAAUACCACGGUCACCCGCUGAUUGGGAUGAACAACGGGAUGGUGAACAGCAGCCAGCAGUACCGGGGUCCCAUGAACCCGACCCCUCUGCCUGGGAUCCCACACGUCGCUGCCCCUUCCCUCUCCUUGAACGUUAUGGACACCGACCUCAUUGACGAGGACGUUUUAACAUCGCUGGUGUUGGAGCUCGGCUUGGAUCGCAUUCAGGAGCUCCCGGAACUCUGGCUGGGACAGAACGAGUUCGAUUUCAUUUCAGACUUUGUCAAUAAACAGCAGCCCAGCACCGUGAGCUGUUGAGAACGGCCUGCCCCCCUUCCGUCUUUAGCCGGGGAAGGAGGGAAAUGGGUGGGAGGAAGGUAACCAGUCAGUUCCUUUUUAUAACACCCCCCCCCCCCCCCCCCCCAAACCUGGCACCUGGAAAGAAAAAGGGGUCAUUUUUGGGAAAGUGGACGCUGUCUAUCUUCGUACACCCAGGCAUCAUUGUCCCUCUUUUAAACAGGCAGCUGGCCCUUUGGGAGUGUAUUUUGGGGGUGGGGAGGGGGGGAAAGGAAUGCGUAAACCACCUGAAACCAGGACUGAUCCAGAAGCAAUCCAUAUCGCAACAAAAGCAAAACAACAUUCCCAAGUAAUUCUCUUCUGACGCGAGAGGCUUCGGUGCAAUUUCAACCUGAUCACUUUUAGCUAUGUCCAUUGGCACAAUGACUUGCUGUCUGUAAUUUUGAUUAUAAUUUGAUUGAAAAUGCUUUUUUGAUUAGAACAUAGCCAGCAGUUGUGGGGAGGGAGAUGGGGAUGAAAUUCCAGCUGCAAAAAAAAUCAUUGUUUCUCAAAGAACAGCAUUGCUGCCUGUUAAAGGAAUUACUUGAGACUUCAGAACUUUCACCGUUCCGAUCUAAAUUUUUUCUUUUGGAAAACUCUGCAGAGUAUUAGCUGUAUCGUGUAUAAAUAUUACAAACAAGGUAGACUUUGAGAAUGGAGCUGUUUUAUGACGGAUGCAAUCGUGUAUAACUUUAACUAUUUUAUGAACAAGAUCAGUGUAAAGUCGAGUUGUACUUUAUGUUUGACCGCUGGAUUAUUUUUGCUUUUUUUGGAGUGUUUAAUUUCGACUACUGCCAGUUGCUACCGCCACCCACUGUUCAGGAUAGAGAAUUGCAACUCCUCAUUGUUGAUCGAUGAAGCGAGACACAAACGAAUAAAGACUUUUUUUCCUUUUGAA